CGGUUGGACGUAUUUGCCGGUGUCUAAGACAAAACAAAAACGCUCAUCCUCUGUAACUGGCGUCCAGGCCGUGCCCCAUGUUUUCUCGCGCUUUCACAUCCUAUGCACUCUCUCGUCUCUCUAACUAGGCAAUUACACACACUCUCUCUCUCUCUCCCCUCUCUCCCUCUCCGGUUUCAACUGUCAGUAACCACCAACUACAAAUACUACUAGUUUCUUGCAGGGGUGCAAUUCUGAUACACACACAAACAUGUCUAGCUUCAUGGGUGUUCAUGUAUCUGAUCAAUGGCUACAAACCCAAUUCACACAGCUCCAGUUACUCAACCUCAAAGACAAAUUUGUAGCGGUAGAGAAACAGAAUGGUAUGGUUACAAUUGGGGAUUUGCCAUCUUUACUUGUACAACUUAAAGCUUCCGGGGAGGUGUUCACGGAGGAAGACAUUAGGCUUAUUUUGCGAGAAUCGGAGUCUGAUAUGAGUAGUGAGGUUGAUUUUGAAGGGUUCCUCAGGGCUUAUCUUAACAUACAGGCACGAGCUGUUGCGAAAAUGGGCAACUCCAAAAAUUCAUCUUCAUUCCUCAGCUCGACCACGACUACCCUUCUACACACUAUAAGUGAAUCAGAGAAAGCGUCUUAUGUUGCGCACAUCAAUAGCUAUCUCAGGGAUGAUCCGUUCUUAAACCAAUUUCUUCCUAUAGAUCCGACUACAAAUUAUCUAUUCGAGCUUGCAAAGGAUGGAGUGCUUUUAUGUAAGCUUAUCAAUGUUGCUGUGCCAAAUACAAUUGAUGAACGGGCUAUUAACACCAAAAGGUCACUCAAUCCUUGGGAAAGAAAUGAGAAUCACACACUUUGUCUUAACUCUGCCAAGGCUAUAGGCUGCACAGUAGUUAACAUUGGCACUGAGGACCUGGUUGAAGGAAGACCACAUCUGGUACUUGGGUUAAUAUCACAAAUUAUAAAGAUCCAAUUAUUGGCAGAUCUUAACCUUAGGAAGACACCUCAGCUUGUGGAAUUGGUGGAAGAUAACAAUGAUGUUGAGGAGAUUAUGGCUCUAGCACCUGAAAAGGUGUUAUUAAAAUGGAUGAAUUAUCAUCUCAAGAAAGCAGGCUACAGAAAAGAAGUAACGAAUUUUUCUUCCGACUUGAAGGACGGGGAAGCUUAUGCUUACCUGCUUAACGCUCUUGCACCAGAGCACAGCAGUCCAUCCACCUUAGAUGUCAAGGAUCCUGCCAAAAGAGCAAAUUUGGUACUUGAGCAUGCAGAAAAAAUGGAUUGCAAAAAAUAUGUAACACCAGAGGAUAUCAUUGAUGGUUCACCCAACCUAAAUCUUGCAUUCGUUGCUCAGAUAUUCCAUCAGAGGAAUGGCCUGUCUACCGACAGAAAGAAGAUUUCUUUUGCAGAGAUGAUGAUAGAUGAUGAACAAAUAUCUAGGGAAGAGAGAUGGUAUCGAUUAUGGAUCAACAGUCUUGGAAUUUCUUCCUAUGUUAAUCAUAUGUUUGAGGAUGUAAGAAGUGGUUGGAUACUUCUGGAAGUGCUAGACAAGGUCUCCCCAGGAUCUGUAAAUUGGAAGCAGGCAACGAAGCCUCCUAUCAAAAUGCCAUUUAGAAAAGUAGAGAAUUGCAACCAAGUAAUAAAAAUAGGGAAGCAGUUGAAGUUUUCUUUAGUGAAUGUAGCAGGGAAUGAUUUUGUGCAAGGGAAUAAAAAGCUUAUACUUGCUUUCUUGUGGCAAUUGAUGAGGUUUAAUAUGCUACAGCUUUUAAAAAAUUUGAGGUCUCGCUCCCAGGGCAAGGAGAUUACCGAUUCUGAUAUUCUGACAUGGGCAAAUGAAAAAGUAAGAAGUGCAGGCAGGACUUCUCAAAUGGAGAGUUUCAAGGACAAGAACCUUUCCACUGGAUUGUUUUUUCUUGAGCUUCUCAGUGCAGUGGAGCCGAGGGUUGUGAACUGGAAUCUUGUAACAAAGGGUGAAAGUGAUGAAAAGAAAAAGCUGAACGCUACUUACAUAAUCAGUGUGGCACGAAAGCUUGGAUGUUCAAUAUUCUUGUUGCCAGAGGACAUUAUGGAGGUGAAUCACAAGAUGAUACUUAUGCUUACAGCCAGCAUCAUGUACUGGAGCCUGCAGCAUUCAUCCGAAGAGCUAAAACCGGCUCAAUUGCAUGCUGCUACUAGCAAUGGUAAUACUUCAGCUGCUGCUUCAACUGAUAGUAAAUUGUCUACCUUUCCUGCGGCUGCAACGUCCGUUGAUAGCAAAUCAUCUGCCUCUCCAGCGGCUGCAACGUCUAUUGACAGCGAAUCAUCGGCUUCUCCUGCGGCUGCAACAUCCGUUGAUAGCAAAUCAUCUGCCUCUCCAGCAGCUGCAACGUCUAUUGACAGCGAAUCAUCUGCCUCUCCUGCGGCUGCAACGUCCGUUGAUAGCAAAUCAUCUGCCUCUUCAGCGGCUGCAACGUCCGUUGAUAGCAAAUCAUCUGCCUCUUCAGCGGCUGCAACGUCUAUUGAUAGCAAAUCAGCUGGAACUUCCGCUGAUAGUGACGAAUCUUUUGCCUUUCCUGUGGUUGCAACUUCCCCUAUUAGCGAACCUUCUGCCUUUCCCGUGGCUGCAACUUCCUCUGAUAGCGAAUCUUCUGCCUCUCCCCCUCGGGAUUCAGUUGAUGUCAAGUCAUCUUCAUGCUCCCCUGCUUCCUCUCCUACUGCUAAGGAUUCCUCGGGUGCAUGUUGCAUGGAUUGUCACUCACCGCCGACUCCUGCCAUUGCUACAAGCUCCGACGCGGCAACUAUAGCUAAUCUCAGUGAUGAAGAUGAAUACUCCUCUCUCAUUAAGAGAGAAAAGGAAAGGAAGGAUAACACCUACGGGUCAUGGCGAGGUUUUGAGCUUGACUAUUGAUGAUGCCAGCUCUAGUGCAGAGGUUCACAAUGACAAAUCAUCACUGCGGAGACGAUAAUUUGCUAGUGCACAACUAGGAGUGUCAUACAAGUAGCCGAUAGAAAUGAAGAAACAUGUAAACUUGUACAUGAAGUUUCUAGGGAUAAGAUAUAGGUCUUUUUAGGGUAAUUUUAAGUAUAAAUUGCAUUUUGCAUGUCUGAAGUAUUUUUGUUUUGCACUGAAAUGGUUAAAUAAUUUUCAGACUAAGGUGAUGGCUAAAUUAUUUUAUAUUAGUCAA
This is a messenger RNA of Daucus carota subsp. sativus, 3152 nucleotides long. Its product is annotated as fimbrin-5. The transcript is spliced from 15 exons. NCBI's taxonomy places the organism in Eukaryota, Viridiplantae, Streptophyta, Magnoliopsida, Apiales, Apiaceae. Gene Ontology annotation, cellular component: actin filament bundle; cytoplasm; actin filament. The record is from RefSeq and is a predicted model, not a curated record. Bases 251 to 2875 code for a protein of 874 amino acids. Gene Ontology annotation, molecular function: actin filament binding. Gene Ontology annotation, biological process: actin filament bundle assembly; actin filament network formation.